This is a messenger RNA of Brenthis ino (lesser marbled fritillary), 693 nucleotides long. Lineage: Eukaryota; Metazoa; Arthropoda; Insecta; Lepidoptera; Nymphalidae. The record is from the annotation of a GenBank genome assembly.
AUGGCGGAUACCCCACGUAAUAUUGAGGACCGGGAUUUUACUUCACUUUUAAUAUCUUUAUACCACGAUCGUCCAGAGUUAUGGAAAAUCCAAUCAAAAGAUUAUUCCAACAAACACAAAAAAAGUCUUGCAGUGAAAAGUAUAGUAAAUGUAUUGAAAACUUAUAAAACUGAUUUUGAUGAAGAUAAAUACAAAAAGAAAAUCAAUGUUCUGCGAACAAAUUUCAAUAAAGAAUACCAAAAAAUUGAAAAAGCUAAGAGAUCAGGUGCAUCCAGUGAUGAUAUUCCAAAACCCACCUUAUGGUAUUUUAAUCAAUUUCUAUUCAUAAAAGACCAGCUAGAUGUAGUAGAGUUUGAAUCUUCUGAGCAAUCGCUAACAGAAGAAUCACCAACUGCUAACCUGACUUUGCCACUUUUAAAAAGACAAAAGAGAACCCCAGAUUCAACUCAGGCACUUACUGAUUUAGCCAUAGCAUAUUUGAAAAAGCCAUCAGAAAAUGAAUCUGAUGUAAUAGCUAAAGGCUGGGCUAUGAAAUUAAAGAGACUAAAGCCAGAUCAAAGGCGCUAUGCGGAAAAAAUCAUUAAUGAUACGCUCUUUGAAGCAGAAAUGGGCACAUUAACAAGACAUGGAGUCUGUUUUUUAUCAUCAUCGGCACCGACAGUAUCUCCUGCGCCUUCUAUCUCGCCUGCCCAA